Seminavis robusta is the source of this 3396-nucleotide messenger RNA. NCBI's taxonomy places the organism in Eukaryota, Bacillariophyta, Bacillariophyceae, Naviculales, Naviculaceae. The record is from the annotation of a GenBank genome assembly.
AUGGCUCCCCUCUCUCUGAGCAAGCAUGCGUUGGUUGGAUGGUGUCUCCUGUUAAGUCCAUGGCAAGCGGAUGCCUUUGGCGUUCCCUUUCUCGGUUGCCGCAAUGCUAACAGUAAGAACCAUGGGGCAUCAGUACACGAGUUAUCCAUGAACAACAACAAUUACAAUAACGACAACAGCAACAACAGCCCAUGGCCGCAGCAGCAACCAACACCCUUUAACGCGUCUCCCGAACAAGUGGCAGCGGCAGAAGCGGCUCUUCAAGCCGAGUUUGAGGCAGCCGUGCAGCAGCAGCAGCAGCAGAGCAACAAUGCCUUUGUGCCCGCCGUGGGAACUGCCACUCCGGAACAAGUGGCACAAGCGCAGGCGGCUCUAGAUGCUGAAUUGGCCGCUGCAAGAGGAACACAAGAGACAAGCACCUCCACAAGUCCAUUCAAUAAUAAUGAUAAGCCAAGCUUUCCUCCGUUCAAUAACGGUGGCAACGGUAACAGCAAUACCCCACCCUGGCAGAAACCUAAGGAACAAGGAAAAGCCCAACAACAGCCAGAACUGGUACAAGCACUGUCUACCAGUGAGGAAAAGACACAAGAGAAGCCAAUGUCGCCAUUCAAACCGUUUCCGCCAUCGACAUCGAACAACAAUGACAAUAAGCCAUUUUAUGGUGCCACGGAAACAGAAGCAGCCGAAAACAAGGCAAUGGCUGCCAUUGAAGCGGUCAUGGACAACAACAACAACAACAACAACAACAGCAAUAAGCCUAGUAGUUUCAAGCCACCAUCCAACACACGGCCCUUUCCCCCAAAGAACACCGGCCCCCCAUUCAACAACAUGAACAGUGCUGCAACACCUGCACUGCAAAACGCUGCGACAACAACAGCAACAACAAGUCCACCCUUUGGAAACAGUCCUGGCAAUAAUAAUAUGCCACCAUCCAUGGGAGGAGGUCCACGCAACAACGGCAAUAAUAAUGAUCUUGCCGCACGAAUGAAACAGGCUGGGUCUCGCAACGGCAACAACAAUGACGACGAAAGCAAGACAGCAAAGCAGAACGAUGUCGUCAUUGAUGCUGCCAAUGGCAACAUUCCUUGGUUUGGACAACGGGCGGCGGCAUCCACUUCCGCCUUUGCCAAUAAUAAGCAGCCAUCAUCGUCACCACCACCCAGCACAUUUACCCCACCCAAGGUGGAUGCUGCCAAGCCGAUGGCAACCGAAACAACCAACAAGCUUAAUGCUGGUAGAAGUGCCACGCCACCAUUUAUGGCAACCAUGAAGUCAUCUUCCACCGAAACAACCAACAAUAACAACGCUGAGUCUAGCAGUGCAUCCGAGCAAUCAGAGGAACCAAAAGCAGAAAGUAACGGGUUCUCCUUUUCGAAUCUCAUGCCUACCAACCGGGACAGUCCAACCGAUGCGGCGGACACCACGACGACGAUGACUCAGCAAUCGAGCCCUGCUGGUUUUGGACAACCAUAUGCACAAAGCACCACCAACAGCCAGUACAGCUUUGAAAGCAAUACUGGUGGUGACGCGGUUAAUAGCUUUGACCCAGCACCACCCAGCUCGGAACCGCCACGAAACAGCUUUGCUUCUUCGAGUGCAUCAUACGACGACCAAGAGCAACUGCUGCCCGAAAACACAGACGACAAUGUGGGACCACUCGAGUACAUUUGGCAAAACGCAUUGAAUCAAAAACAGCGAGUGGCGCUCAACAAGGCCGCGGUACGAACGGUGGAAUAUUCCUUGCCCGUCACGGCGGCCACGGCGUAUCUAUUGUCCAACAAUGCCGAGCCUCUUCGCAACGCCGAAGCAGCUGCCACGUAUCUGGCCAACUCGGCCAUUCCCAAUGCCUACUCCGAGUGGAUUAAUGAGGAUAAAGUGCGCGAAUUGACGCCCGAAAAGAAUAUCAUGGCGCAGUACAUGGAUCGCGUGAGUGCACCUUGGUCGGAGCAACAACAGCAGCAGCAACAGCAAGCUCAACCGCAGGUACAAGCUCCACAGCAGCAGCAGCAAGCACAACCGCAGGUACAAGCACAACAGCAGGCACCGCAAGAAGAAGAAGCGACCCAAUCAGUGUCCGCUGGAGAAGAAGCUCCAACCAACUACGACGACUAUCUGAAAUGGCGUGCCGAACAGGAUGGACAGCAGAUGGCAACAACACAAACCGAGCAACAGAGUAGCACUGUGGAUCCCGAUGCCGCUGCGGCAGCAGGAGUUGCUUCCGUUCUGAAUAGCGAACCUGCCGUGGAGCAGCAGCAGCAGCAGCCACCGCAAGCAACCUAUGCAGAUCAAAUGUGGAACCGAUUUCUUUCCCCGCCGCAGUCGCAGCCACAAGCACAGCAGGACUUGUCGUCAUCGCAGCAGCAGCAAGCUCCAUCUCAUGCUGACCAGAUGUGGAACAGAUUCAUGAACGUCCCACCGGCAAUGCCAUCAGGCACACCGCAGCCAGAGCAGAGCGUGCCACAAGAAGAAACACCAUCAGCUGCUGAUCAAAUGUGGAACAGAGCCAUGACGGUUCCAGCUGCCCCAGAACCGGCAGUCGAAGCUCCCAGCACCAGUGAAUCGUAUGCGGAUUCUCUGUGGGAGAGGUUCCACGCCAACACCCCCAACCCUUCAAUCGAGCCAGAAGCGGGGGCACAAGGUUCCUACGAUUACGGCGAGACGAUGCAGCAAGCACAAGAGCCACAAGGCUCCUACGAUUACGGUGAGACGAUGCAGCAAGCACAAGAGCCACAAGGUUCCUACGAUUACGGAGAGACGAUGCAGCAAGCACAAGAGCCACAAGGCUCCUACGAUUACGGUGAGACGAUGCAGCAAGCACAAGAGCCACAAGCGUCGGAGUUCUAUAAUCCUUCAACUGCAGAGAGUUCUUGGGCGACCGAAGCUCAGGGACAAGCUCCAUCUUUCGACAGCGGUGCUGGGCAAAUGGAGCAACCCAACUACGCCGAAAGCGAAUCUUCCCAGAUGGAUCAACAGAAACAGCAACUUGCCACAAACCUGCAGGCCAUGUCAGAAGAAGUGAAUCGAAGAUUGGAUAAUCCUGACACCUUCUACCCAGAGCCAGCUCAAGAGGAAAUUAACCCAGUUAUGUGGUCCAACGAUGACUACUACGGCUACAGGAAUGACGCUUCUCUGUUCUAGGAAUGCUAGAGUACAGCCUGGCACAAGCCACGCCAUCCACUCUGCCCAUUCGCUAAUCCGCACCAUUGCUCUCAUUUGCGUAAUCACACAAACACAAACAGACCAACCGCAUCCACCAACGCAAAGACAGGGGGAAGCGGCAUGGCGGUCGAGCCCACGGCCAGCAAACAACAGCUACAGCAAAGGAGACGUGAUCCAUACCAACAACUAAUAUAUUAUACUGUAGCCGUUUUCUUUAUUAAACCCAACCACAUGUCC